GAAAAAGUUGGAAGUAGUGUAAGUGGUGAAAAGGAUAGUCAUAAGAUAAUUGAUGUGGAGACAUCUCUUGCACUUCCUCCUCAAGGUGGAGGAACUCGAGCCGGGCUCUUUAGAACCCCUAUUUCCGGUGGUGUUCAGAACGCAACCUCUGCUCAUAGUUUACCUCCACCUGCUCUAGCUGUUAGGAACUUGAUGGAGCAGGUAAAAGACCCUAUCUUUUCAUUCUCACCAUUGGCUAUUCACACACGGAAUAUCUUAGCUGAACCUAGAUGCACCCUCGUUGUUCAGAUACCCGGAAGAAGUUGCUUAUCCAAUGCAAGAGCUACAUUAUUCGGCGAUGUCUAUCCAUUGUCCGAAAAUGAGCAAGAAUGGGCUCAUAAACAGUAUAUGGCUAAGCAUCACCAAGGACCUUCCCAGCAAUGGGGAAACUUUCACUAUUUUAGAAUGCAGAACAUAAGUGAUAUAUAUUUCAUUGGAGGUUUUGGCACUGUUGCGUGGAUUAAUGUCAAUGAGUACGAGGCACUUCAACCAUAUAAGAUAGCUGUUGAUGGAGGCGAGAAAAACCUUAGUGAGUUUAACUUAGAACUUAAUGCCAUCUUCUCAAACCCACUUAGAGAGUUACUGUCUACUGAAUCUGAGGUAGACGAUGCUGCUAUCAUUUCUGUAGACAGCAAAGGGAUCGAUAUAAGAGUUCGGCAAGGUGCUAAGUUUCACGUACAAAGGCUAGCCUUUGAGGAAAGUCUUGGAGUAGAGGCUUUAGAAGAAGCCAAAUCUUCACUGUGGAAAGUGAUAGAGAAGGGAAAGGUACACAAUUUGUAG
Molecule: messenger RNA, 819 nt
Organism: Eruca vesicaria subsp. sativa (arugula)
Lineage: Eukaryota; Viridiplantae; Streptophyta; Magnoliopsida; Brassicales; Brassicaceae
Source: the annotation of a GenBank genome assembly